UCCAUGCUGUCCCCCCUCUAUCCGGACCAUGGCGGCUCGGCGGUGUGGCCCCAGCCUUCUACCUGCACCUCUUCCUCUCAGGUCCUCCAGAGGCCACUACGAUGCCGCCCUCCCCCAAUCAGCGGGAGCAGCGUGGGCCCCAACCCCACCUACUACCACGCCGUCUAUGACGUGCGAGUGGAUCAGUACAGAGAUGUGCCGUUCAGCGGUGGGGUUCGGUCCGGGCGUGGCUCCUUGUCCCUGGUCUCCAGCAGCACCGACCCCACAGUGCCGCUGGUCCGGAGGAGGGGAGGCGUGGUGGACUACCGGGAUGUCAUCAUGGCCCACCAGGCGCACAAGCUGCACAACACCCCGCAGGCCAGGAGGAAAGAGUGGGAAAUGGCGCGUUUUGGAGACGAGCUUCCCAACAGGUAUGGAGGAGGAGGAGGAGGAGGAGGAGGUGGUGGUGGCGGUGGCGGGGGUGCCGGCGGACAAGGGGGGCCCGGUCGCGGUGGAAGCAGGCAGGGGGGCCCCCCCGCAGGGCAGCGGGUGUACAAGCAGUCGAUGGCCCAGAGAGCCCGGACCAUGGCUCUGUACAACCCGAUCCCCGUCCGGCAGAGCUGCCUUACGGUCAACCGCUCCCUCUUCCUCUUCAGCGAAGACAACCUGAUCAGGAAGUACGCCAAAAAGAUCACCGAAUGGCCUCCGUUCGAAUGGAUGAUUCUCACCACCAUCAUUGCAAACUGCAUCGUCUUGGCUCUGGAGCAACACCUCCCUGUCGGAGACAAGACCCCUCUGUCCGAACGACUGGAAGAGACUGAGCCCUACUUCAUAGCCAUCUUCUGUUUCGAGUCGGGGAUAAAGAUCCUAGCCUUGGGUUUUGCGUUACAUAAAGGAUCUUACCUGAGGAACGGCUGGAACGUGAUGGACUUUGUAGUAGUGCUCACCGGUAUCCUGUCGUCAGUGGGGUCUCAACUCGACCUGAGGACGCUCCGAGCCGUUAGGGUGCUUCGACCUCUCAAACUGGUAUCUGGAAUUCCCAGCCUGCAGGUGGUGCUCAAGUCCAUUAUGAAGGCGAUGAUUCCGCUGCUGCAGAUCGGCCUGCUGCUGUUCGUGGCCAUACUUAUGUUCGCCAUCAUCGGCCUGGAGUUCUACAUGGGACAGUUCCACAAAACCUGCUAUGAGAAAUCAUCAAGUUUAGCACAAGGCGAAGAAAUAGACAAUCGGCCGUGCGGGGAUGAGUUGCCGUCGAGACUGUGUAAGAACGGCACGAUUUGUUCACCUGGCUGGAUCGGUCCCAACUACGGCAUCACGCAAUUCGACAACAUCCUGUUCGCCGUGCUCACCGUCUUCCAGUGCAUCACCAUGGAGGGGUGGACAGACAUGCUCUACUAUAGUAAUGAUGUAGGGGGCAGUACCUGGAACUGGAUGUACUACAUCCCCCUCAUCAUCAUCGGCUCCUUCUUCAUGCUCAACCUGGUGCUGGGUGUACUCUCAGGUGAAUUUGCCAAAGAGAGAGAGCGGGUGGAGAACCGGAGCGAGUUCCUAAAGCUGAGGAGACAGCAGCAGAUUGAGAGAGAGCUCAACGGAUACCUGGAGUGGAUCUGCAAAGCAGAAGUCAUCCUGGCUGACGAUGACGUCCCUGGGAACUUUGAUGGAACGAGGCGAAGGCCGACCAUCAAAACCAAAAACAACAAGACAGAGCUGCUGAACCCUGAGGAGGGAGAGGACAACAUGGGGGAUGCAGUAGGUUUCGCACGCUCCAGUAUAAAGAACGGGGCAUUAGACGACCCUAAUUACAAUACAAAGGAGCGACGAUUUCGAUUCUUCAUCCGCAAGAUGGUGAAGACUCAGACUUUCUAUUGGACGGUGCUCUGCCUGGUGGGCCUCAACACCAUGUGUGUGGCCGCGGUGCACUACAACCAGCCUGACGAGCUCUCUGACUUUCUCUUCUAUGCAGAGUUUAUCUUCCUGGCGUUGUUCAUGUCUGAGAUGGGAAUCAAGAUUUACGGUCUGGGUCUGCAGCCGUACCUGCACUCCUCCUUCAAUUGCUUCGACUGUGUGGUCAUUGUGGGCAGUAUCUUCGAGGUGGUGUGGGCCACCAUCAAACCAGGGACAUCUUUCGGGAUCAGUGUGUUACGAGCUCUGAGACUGCUCCGCAUCUUCAAAGUCACCAAGUACUGGGCUCCUCUCCGUAACCUGGUGGUCUCUCUGCUGAGCUCCAUGAAGUCCAUCGUCAGUCUGCUGUUCCUGCUCUUCCUCUUCAUCGUGGUCUUUGCCCUGUUGGGGAUGCAGCUGUUUGGAGGACAAUUCAACUUUGAUGAAGGAACCCCGUCCACUAACUUUGACACGUUUGCAGCAGCCAUCAUGACGGUGUUUCAGGUCCUGACGGGCGAGGACUGGAACAUGGUGAUGUACGAUGGCAUCAAGUCCCAGGGUGGAGUGAAAAAACAGGGCAUGGUGUUCUCCAUCUUCUUCAUCGUCCUCACACUGUUCGGCAACUACACUCUGCUCAACGUCUUCUUGGCCAUCGCUGUGGACAAUCUGGCCAACGCCCAGGAGCUCACCAAGGACGAAGAAGAACAGGAAGAAGCAGCCAAUCAGAAGACAGCUAUGCAGAAGGCUAAGGAAGUAGCAGAAGUUAGCCCGCUGUCAGCAGCCAACCUGUCUAUCGCUGCUAAGGAGCAGCAGAAGAACAACAUUAAGGGCGGCAAGUCGGUGUGGGAGCAGCGGACGAGCGAGAUCCGGCGGCAGAACCUGAUGACGAGUCGAGAGGCGCUCUACAACGAGCUGGAGCAGGAGGACUGGAAGGUGGGAGACGAGGGAGAAGGGGUUGCCAUCCCACGGAAAGCCCGCGGGGACAUGAAGACCCACCUGGACCGUCCGCUGGUGGUCAACCCGCAGGACAAUCGCAACAACAACACCAACAAAACCCAACCGGGCGAACUACCUCUGGACCAGGAGUACCAACGCCAGGACAUGGAUCAAUUCCACCGAGUCACCCAUAAUAACCGGCACCACCACCACCACCAUCAGAAAGUCAACGGGUCGGAGAAUGUGGAGACGACCCAGCCGGCGAAGACCCGAAUGGAGCAUGGAUUCAGCUGCACGUCUCUGGGAAACGUUGAGGUUCAACCUGGGGAGGAAAGGCACGGACACAGGAGCCAUCGAGGACAUAGGCACCGAAACAGAGAGGCCCAAAGUGUGUCACCCCACCACAGCGAGGGGGUCGAGGGGAACCACGAACACAGGAGGUCCCGGCACCGCAAGGGGGAGGAGGGCCGGAGACACAGAUCUAAAGGGACGGAGGGAGGGGGGGAGAAAGGCGAGGAAGGGGAGGGAAGGAAAACGAGAAGGCAUCGCCACAGCAACCAUCACAACAGAAAGGAGCACCACAGUCUCUCCACCACUCGACCCAUUCAGCAGUACAACGAGGACCUGGACAACUUCCGCAACAACAGCAAGUUGGCCAGUGCCCAGGAGCAUCCGUACGACCUUCCACCGGAUCACCCUGACCACGUCAACAACCUGCUGAACUGCCGUGACGCCGACACCCACACGCUGCUGCACAGCAUGGACAGCCUGAUCCUCACCAGCAUGGCCAAACCAGAGUACACCAAGAUAGACAUGCCUCCUGUGUACCCUUACCCCUCCACCAACGCCAUCCUGCAAGUGAACAAGAACGCCAACACCGACCAGAAGAAGAGCGAGGAGAAGAAGGAGGAGGAGGACGACGAGGGGGGCAAAGAAGGCGGACCCAAACCCAUGCCUCCCUUCAGCUCCUGCUUCAUAAUGUCCACCACCAACCCGUUUCGGAGGUGCUGUCACUACAUCCUGACUUUGAAGUAUUUUGAGUUCAGCAUCCUGUCUGUCAUCGCCAUGAGCAGCAUCGCCCUGGCUGCAGAGGACCCCAUCAGUCCUGAUUCAGCUCGAAACAAUGUGCUGCGUUAUUUUGACUACGUUUUCACAGGCGUCUUCACAUUCGAAAUGUUGAUCAAGAUGGUGGUACUGGGCCUAUUUCUCCACCAGGGCGCCUACUUCCGCGACUUGUGGAAUAUUCUGGACUUUAUAGUGGUUAGUGGUGCUCUGGUGGCCUUCGCCUUCACGGGGAGCGGUAAGGGCAAAGACAUCAGUACGAUAAAGUCCCUCCGUGUGCUGAGGGUGUUGCGUCCUCUGAAGACCAUCAAGCGACUCCCCAAAUUAAAGGCUGUGUUUGACUGCGUGUCAAACUCUCUGAAGAACGUGCUGAACAUCUUGAUCGUCUACAUGCUCUUCAUGUUCAUCUUCGCUGUGGUGGCCGUGCAACUCUUCAAAGGCCGAUUCUUCUACUGCACGGACGAAUCCAAAGAGUUUGAGAAGGACUGCAGGGGCGACUUCUUGGUGUAUGAAAGGGACGAAGUUAAAGCUGAGAAGCGGGAGUGGAAGAAGUACGAUUUUCACUACGACAACGUGGCUUGGGCCCUGCUCACCCUCUUCACUGUCUCCACUGGAGAGGGGUGGCCGCAGUGACACUCGGUGGACUCCACCUAUGAGAAUCAGGGCCCUAGCCCGGGUUAUAGGAUGGAGAUGUCCAUCUUUGACGUGGUGUACUUCGUUGUCUUCCCCUUCUUCGUAAACAUCUUUGUAGCUCUCAUCAUCAUCACCUUCCAGGAACAGGGGGAUAAAAUGAUGGAGGAUUAUAGUUUAGAAAAAAAUGAGAGAGCCUGUAUAGAUUUCGCCAUCAACGCCAGACCUCUAACUCGCCAUAUGCCGAAAAAUAAACUUAGUUGUCAGUAUCGCAUGUGGCAGUUUGUGGUUCCUCCGCCCUUUGAGUACAGCAUCAUGGCUCUGUUGCACUCAAACACCAUCGUCCUCAUGAUGAAGUUCGACGGUGCAUCAGACACGUUCGAUGAGGUCCUGAAGUACCUCAACAUGGUGUUUACCAGCUUCUUCUUCUUGGAAUCAGUCCUCAAGGUCAUCGCUUUUGGCCCUCUGAAUUUCUUCAGAGACGCCUGGAACAUUUUUGAUUUUGUGUCGGUCCUUGGAAGCGUUACGGACAUUUUAGUGACAGAGCUAGGGAAUAACUUCAUCAACUUGAGCUUCCUGAGGCUGUUCAGGGCGGCUCGGCUCAUCAAGCUGCUGCGACAAGGAGAGACCAUCCGCAUCCUGCUGUGGACCUUCGUCCAGUCCUUUAAGGCUCUGCCAUACGUGUGCCUGCUCAUCGCCAUGCUCUUCUUCAUCUAUGCCAUCAUCGGCAUGCAGCUGUUUGGGAAUCUGGCACUCGAUGACGGGAGUGCCAUCAACGAGCACAAUAACUUCAGAACCUUCAUCAUGGCCCUGAUGCUGCUGUUCAGGAGCGCUACGGGCGAGGCGUGGCAUGACAUCAUGUUGGCGUGCCUCGGCGGUAGGGUGUGCGACCCGGAGACAGGGAACAAAGAGCCUGAGUGUGGAAGCACCUUCGCCUACACCUACUUCGUCUCCUUCAUCUUCCUCUGCUCUUUCCUGAUGCUGAAUCUGUUCGUGGCCGUCAUCAUGGACAACUUUGAGUAUCUGACCAGAGACUCCUCUAUCCUGGGGCCGCAUCACCUGGACGAGUAUGUAAGGAUAUGGGCCGAGUACGACCCUGCCGCCUGCGGGCGCAUACAUUAUAAGGAUAUGUACAGUUUAUUGCGAGUUAUCUCCCCUCCCCUGGGCCUUGGCAAGAAAUGCCCACAUAGGGUGGCCUGCAAGAGGCUGCUGCGCAUGGAUCUGCCAGUUGCAGGUGACAACACGGUGCAUUUUAACUCCACCCUCAUGCUCUGAUCAGGACAGCAACUGGAUAUAAAGAUUGCCAAGGGCGGUGCAGACAAACACCAGAUGGAUGCUGAGCUGCGAAAGGAGAUGAUGGCUAUUUGGCCAAAACUUCGCAGAAGACAACUGGACUUGCUGGUUACACCGCACAUGGCAGCCACAGACUUGACGGUCGGCAAAAUCUACGCCGCCAUGAUGAUCAUGGAGUACUACCGGCAGAGCAAGACGAAAAAGCUUCAGGCCCUGCGAGAGGAACAGCGCAUGGAGCCGCCCUCUGAGGGCACGGAUGGGGGUCAGGGUCCCAACGGCCUCCCCAGCAUCCAACCAGACAACAACACCAGCAUACCUCCCGAGGAUGUCAUGAUUGAGAGCCCCCGACCGCCCCUACCACCCGACGAUCUGCACGACAACCGUCACAACCCGCAGACGGUAGAAAUGAGGGAGAUGGGGCGGGACGGGUACUCCGACACUGAGCCCUAUCACCCAAUGGAUGGGCACGGGCGGACCCUCUCCAUGCCCCGCCUCUCGGCAGACAACCAAAGAGCUCAUGCUGUUUCGCGGAGGAGACACAGGCCUCGUGGAAAUAACCUCAGUACCAUCACCGACACCAGUCCGAUGCGCCGCUCCACCUCCAGUCUGGUCCACGGGCGUGCGGGUCGGGGGGUGAGGCUGGACGACUACUCCCUGGAGAGGGUGGUUUCUGAGGAGGGGAAACACGGAGGAGGUCGCCGGCACAGAGACAGGAAUCACCAGGCCUCGCAGCGCUCGCUGACCAGAUACACUGACGCUGACACGGGUCUGGGCACAGACCUCAGCACCACCACGCAGUCGGGCGACCUUCCUCCAAAGGAGCGCGAGAGGGACCGCGGCCGGACCAAGGACCGUCGCCACCACCAUCACCACCAUCACCAUCACAGCUCCAUGGACAAGGAGCGCUACGGCCCUGAAAGACACGACUACCACCCCCCAGGCACCCCCAGGACCAGCCACUGGUCCCGCUCCCCCAGCGAGGGGGCCAAAGGACGAGGACACAGACAGGGCAGUAGUUCGGUGAGCGGCAGCCCGGUCCCCUCGACCUCGGGGACCAGCACUCCGCGGAGAGGCCGUCGCCAGCUGCCCCAGACCCCAGCUGUCCCCCGUCCACAUGUAACCUACUCCCCCGCCGUCCGCAAGGCCAUUCUACGGCCCCCCAGGGUCCGGGCCUACUGCGCUCCGCCCUCCCCCCUACACUUCUCCCCUCCAGACCACGAAAGAGGCUAUCACCAUCGACCACCUUCACGCAAGCGUCUCCCCAGCACGGGGGACUCCUCAUCCCUGCACGGUUCCCCGCAUUCCCCCAGGCAACCAGUCCCCGCGCUCGCCUCUCCACGCUCCCCCAGGUCACCUCACCGAGGCCGUUGGAGCGGGGGUCCGCCCGGGGACAGCCUGAGGGGCGACGGGCCCUUCUAUGAGCGCGACUACGAGUACGAGCGGCACCACGAGCCCCCUGCCUACGAGCAAAGUCUCUCUCAUGGCAACCCCCAUCCACAUGGGGGAAAUCCUCACCCUCACCCACGCUCACCUAGGACUGCCCACCAUGGGCCCCCUCCGCCCCCUCACCCGCAUCCACGUAGGGUGCCCCAAUGGUUACCGCUCCAUCCUCACCUCCCCAACAUAAGGCGGGGGCCACCCGGGGUGCCACCACAUCCACACCAACGGCCCCCCCAUGCUCGAGGGCCCCGCAAGGGCCUGCAUGAACCUUAUAGUGAGACGGACGAGGAUGACUGGUGCUAGCAACCACAGGGAGCGAGGGAUGAGGGCAGGAGAGGAGAAGAAUAGCAGCCUCCGGUGCUCUGGCCUUGGAUAUGUAGACUUUUAAAAAAGCAGAGGGGGUGAAAAUAUGAAUGGG
Messenger RNA from Trematomus bernacchii (emerald rockcod), 7636 nucleotides. RefSeq names its product calcium channel, voltage-dependent, P/Q type, alpha 1A subunit, b (gene cacna1ab). The record is from RefSeq and is a predicted model, not a curated record. Gene Ontology annotation, biological process: calcium ion import across plasma membrane; chemical synaptic transmission. Gene Ontology annotation, molecular function: high voltage-gated calcium channel activity. Lineage: Eukaryota; Metazoa; Chordata; Actinopteri; Perciformes; Nototheniidae. Gene Ontology annotation, cellular component: neuronal cell body; membrane; voltage-gated calcium channel complex.